GAUCACCGGGACUAGACGCGUAGACUACGAAACAAACAUAUUUCGCACGACAAGGUCGCGCUCCGCGGCUCCGGUCAAACCGCGAAGCCACGCCGUCGAGCUUCACCGGUGUACACGGCACACCAUUUUUGGCCUCUUUCGAAGAACAAAUUGGGUUCUUCGCGAAUCGACGCGGAGCGGAGAUUGGGGAACAGCUUCGCCUCUUCGCGAGAAGACGGGAGGCGAUCUAACCCCUCGUUUCGAUUUAAUAUCCCUAGGCAAUUGAUCCUCUCUUGGCGGACGAUAUGGGAACGCCGGCAUUUCCUAAUCUAGGGAAGCAUUGUAACGUCGGAGACUGCCGGCAGCUUGAUUUCUUGCCAUUCACCUGCGACCGAUGCAAUCAGGUGUUUUGUCUGCAACAUAGAAGUUACAUCAAUCAUCAAUGCCCUAAUGCCAAUCAAAAGGAUGUCACAGUUUUGAUAUGCCCUCUAUGUGCCAAGGGAGUUCGUCUAGUCCCUGAUCAAGACCCAAACAUUACUUGGGAUUCACAUGUUAAUACUGAUUGCGAUCCUUCAAACUACCAGAAAGCAACCAAGAAAAGGCGUUGUCCUGUUCCUGGAUGCAAAGAGGUGCUAAAUUUGUCCAACUCUAUCAGAUGCAGAGAUUGCAGUAAAGAGCACUGCUUGAAGCAUAGAUUUGGGCUCGAUCACAGCUGCUCUGGGCCAAAAAAAACUGAUUCUGGUUUCCCUUUUGUUGGCUUGUUCAGUAAGAGCCAAAAGUCACCACAAAAAAGCACAUCUACUUCCUCAUGGUGGGGUUCUGGCUUAAUGAAUGCAGUUUCAAAUUUCCGUGCCUCUGCUGAAUCAGGUAUACAGAAAUUUAGUAAUGCAACUACCGAAGCGAUACAAAAGGCAAAAACUGGAAUUGCAGAAAGCAGCAGCACUGGUGAGCUUGUGGAACAAUGUGUUCAAUGCCGAGCAAGGUUUUCAACUGUUUCUGCUUUGAUUGACCAUGUUGAGAGGUCUCAUCGUCAAAGUUCUAAACCAUCAGCCAACAGAGUGACAAUUGAUGUUUGCCCAAAAUGUAGCAAAGGAUUUAGGGAUCCUGUAGCACUAGUAGAGCAUGUUGAAAGAGACCAUGGAGGAACUUCACUUGCAUAAUAGAGAAUGCAUUUUUAAGGUUUUCAUGGGAGGCAUGAUUAAAAGCUUAGAGAUAAAUUUCACAAAUACUCGAUCAGUUCCCUUAAUGCCCCCAUCUCUAUUUCCUUCCUAUCUCCUCCCCCUUUUAAGUUCCAUGAAUUCCUGAGAACACAUGUACGCUUUGUUUUCCUUACCUCGCUUAUGUAAUGUGAUGAAAGGGACGAGUUGCCUCUGUAAUUGGUUUAUUUGUAAAUUAAUUGAUGCUGUUACAUAUAGAGAUACAAAAACAUUCAAAUUCAAAUUGAUUUUCUGAAAAAUGUGUUUGAUUGUGUU
Molecule: messenger RNA, 1451 nt
Organism: Zingiber officinale
Lineage: Eukaryota; Viridiplantae; Streptophyta; Magnoliopsida; Zingiberales; Zingiberaceae
Product: zinc finger AN1 and C2H2 domain-containing stress-associated protein 16-like
Exons: 3
Coding region: 285-1139 (284 amino acids)
Cellular component (GO): cytoplasm
Molecular function (GO): zinc ion binding
Source: RefSeq, a predicted model, not a curated record